Punica granatum (pomegranate) is the source of this 2526-nucleotide messenger RNA. NCBI's taxonomy places the organism in Eukaryota, Viridiplantae, Streptophyta, Magnoliopsida, Myrtales, Lythraceae. The record is from RefSeq and is a predicted model, not a curated record.
CAUGACAAGACUAGAGGGAGAACCUCUCUCCCAUAAGUCUAUGCCAAGCUUUCAACCGUAAACUAUUGAUAGAGAGAGAGAUAGAGAGAGAGAGAGAGAGAGAGAGAGAGAUGGGUGCUGGUGAAGUUGAGGAUGUUCAAAGAGAUGAGCAGCUGUUUGAGACCAAGUCGGAAGGGAGAGGGAGACUUGCUUACAGAGUGUUUGCUGCCACCGUCUUCUUGAGCAUCUGUGGGGUAUGGGCCUAUAGGUUGGCCCACAUACUAUCCCUACUGUUUCCAGACUACCUUUCGGAUCCUGGUUCCGGUUCUGGUUACAAGACCGGCGUUAUCGGUGAGACGGUGGUGAAGAAGGGAACGACUUAUUACUAUUACUUGCUGUGGAGUUCCGUGGGGAUGUUCUUGGCUGAGUUGGUGUUCGGUCUAUAUUGGGUCCUCAGCCAGUCCAUCCGAUGGAACAUCGUUCACCGGCUCGCUUUCAAGGACAAGCUCUCCCUGAGAUACGAGGAAAAGUUACCGCGAAUAGACAUAUUCGUAUGCACAGCGGACCCGGAGAUGGAGCCACCAUCCCUGGUGAUCAACACCGUCCUCUCGGUGAUGUCCUACAACUACCCACCGGAGAAGCUGAGUGUUUAUCUCUCCGAUGACGGUGGCUCCAAGUUCACGUUCUACGCUCUCCUCGAGGCAUCUGAGUUCGCUAAGCAUUGGAUUCCGUUUUGCAACAAGUUCAACAUCGAGCCUCGGUCUCCGGAUGCUUACUUUGCCCAGCAGCGCCGGGCCAACGUCCAGCCCACCGCCUAUGGCCAGGAAUGCCUGGCUAUAAAGAAGCUAUACAAGGAUAUGAAGAAGAGAAUUGAUGAGGCUGUUAAGAUUGGUACCAUCCCAAAGGAUAUGAAGGAGAAGCACAAAGGAUUCUCAGAAUGGAAUCCCAACGUAACAAAGUGGGAUCACCAAUCAAUUGUUCAGAUAGUAAUUGACGGAAGCGAUGAGAACGCAGUCGAUGGCAAGGGAAGCCGGUUACCGACGUUGGUGUACAGGGCACGAGAGAAGAGACCUCAGCAUCGUCACAACUUCAAGGCUGGCUCCAUGAAUGCACUAAUUAGAGUGUCGUCGGUGAUAAGCAAUGCACCAAUCAUACUGAACCUAGACUGUGACAUGUACGCCAACAACACGGACGCAAUUAGAGAGGCCUUGUGCUUCUUCAUGGACGAGGAGAGAGGCCAUGAAACCGCCUAUGUUCAGUUCCCGCAGAACUUCAACAACAUCACCCCGAAUGACCUCUAUUUCAACUCUUGCACCGUGAUCAAUGAGGUUGAGAUGAAGGGCUUGGAUGGGGCUGGAAAUGGAACAACUCUUUACUGUGGGACAGGAUGCUUCCAUAGGAGGGAGAGUCUCUGUGGAAGGAUGUACUCGGAAGAUUAUAAACCAAAAUUGACAGAUGAAAGGACUGAAAUGAAAAGAAGUGAAAGAACUGUGGUUGAACUCGAAGAAGCAGCAAAAGCCGUGGCCAAUUGCUCCUACGAAGAAGGCACUCCAUGGGGAAAGGAGAUGGGAGUGAUGUAUGGUUGCUCGGUGGAGGACAUAGUGACGGGGAUAACGAUCCAAUGCAGGGGAUGGAAGUCUAUCUACUAUAAUCCGCGGCGCAAGGCCUUCAUCGGGGUGGCCCCGAACACGCUCGAGCUCUGCCUUGUGCAGUUCAAGAGGUGGUCUGAGGGGUUGUUCCAGAUUUUCCUGUCCAAGUACUGUCCCUUCACUCUCGGCCACGGGAAGAUUAAGGUUGGUGCCCAGAUGGCCUACUCCUUCUAUCUCGUGUGGGCUUCCUUGUCCCUCCCAACUCUGUUCUAUGUCAUUGUCCCUCCCCUGUUCUUGCUCCGCGGCAUCCCCUUGUUCCCCGAGGUAUCUUUGUCGAGCCUGUGGUUCCUGCCAUUCAUAUAUGCGGUCCUAGCCCGGAGCGUGUCCAGCAUGGCUGAGGCACUAGGAUGCGGCUUGACGGUCUGGUCAUGGUGGAACGCUCAGAGGAUGCUACUGUUCCGGAGGACGAGUGCAUUCGUCUUUGCCCUGGUGGACGCAGUCCUUGCAGAGUUAGGCCUCUCGCAGACCGGCUUUGCCGUGACUGCAAAGACUGUUACCCCAGAUGUCCAGGCUCGGUACGAGAAGGAGGAUGAGUUCGGGAGCUCGUCGGUCAUGUUUACUCUCAUAGCUACCCUGGGAGUACUAAACCUGUUCUGUCUCAUUGGAGGACUGAUGAGGGUCGGGCUGGUGUAUGGGCUGCUGGGGUUGGGGAGGUUCAUGGUGCAAUUUGUGGUUGCUGGGGCUGUGGUCUCGCUGAACCUCCCGGUGUACAAGGCGCUUUUCAUUCGACAUGACAGGGGGUGUCUGCCCAUGUCCGUCAUGUUCAAGUCUGUCGUUUUCGCCUCGACCGGAUGUGUGGUGGCUAUGUACCUAUGAUCGAAUCAUAUAACUUUCUAUUGCUCGGGUCCUGUUAUAAACAUAUAUAUUGCUUAUUGGCCAAUCAUAUUAAUAUGGUGCA